Molecule: messenger RNA, 612 nt
Organism: Oldenlandia corymbosa var. corymbosa
Lineage: Eukaryota; Viridiplantae; Streptophyta; Magnoliopsida; Gentianales; Rubiaceae
Source: the annotation of a GenBank genome assembly
AUGACGCUCAUACCUAACGAUAAGAAGGAUAACAAAGAAACUUGCUGGAACGUGUACAAGGAAUCCAAUGAAGGCCGCUGGCAGAGAGAAGAUGAGAUGAUGGAGAUUCGCAAGAAUAAAAGAGAAGAGAACUUGUCCAAGAAACAUCAGGACGUCAGAAAUCAGGCUGAUGAUGAUGGCCGGAAAUACCGGGAUCAGCUCCGGGGAUUGUUGCUCAGAGUCGGUUCAAAAGACAUCAGCGUUCAGUUUGAGGCAGCUUGGGUUCUUACAAAUUUUGCCGCGGGAAUUCCUGAUGAAAGAAAGGAAAAAAAGGGUGUGAUUGAGUUUGUAAGAUUCCUUAGUUAUCCAAGGGAUGAUUAUCGUGAACUUGCUGUUUGGGCUUUAGGAUAUUUUGCAGCGGAUUCUCCAAACUCCCGUGAUUUCGUCCUAGCCCACGGGGCCUUACCAGGGUUGUUGGCUCAAUUCAAUAAGAAAUCUACGCUAUCAAUGUUGCGGAAUGUAACUUGGGCAUUGUCAAACUUGUGUAGGGGAAACCAACCACCGCCUGAUUUUGAGCAGAUAAAAUCUGUCCGGCCAAUUUUAGCUCAACUCAUAAAUUCCGACGAUGAGUAA